AUGAGCAAAUUAGAGCUGGUGUUUGUGCCUGCCCCAGCCGUCGGUCACCUUGUUUCGACAUGCAAGUUUGCAGAAAAGUUGCUUGAUAGAGUUGAAAGGUUAUGUAUAACAAUUCUGAUCAUAAGGCCACCCCCACCAUGGGAUGUCAGCAUAGAUGCCUACAUCAAACGAAGCUCCUCUGCUCCGGAGGGCAGACGAAUUCAAUAUAUCACACUUCCUCAAGCCGAACCGCCACCUGCAGAAGAACUAGCCAAGUCCAUUGAGAACUAUUUCUCUCUGUUAAUAGCAAAUUAUCGGCCCAUUGUGAAGGAAGCAAUUAUCAGCAACAAGUGGCCUGAUUCGAACCCGAAAAUAAUUGGACUACCACCUUCAUCAGUUCUUUUUCUGUGCUUUGGAAGCGCGGGUUUUUUUGAGCCACCACAGCUAAUUGAGAUGGCAAUUGCACUUGAAGAAAGUGGCGUUAGGUUCUUGUGGUCAAUACGCUGGCCUGUGGAUGCUGAACCUACAAAAUUUGAGAAUUUAUUGCCUGAAGGGUUCUUGGAGAGGACAAAAAACAGAGGAAUAGCAUGUGGAUGGGCACCCCAAGUCAAUAUCUUUGCUCACGAGGCAACUGGAGCAUUCGUAUCUCAUUGUGAUUGGAAUUCGACUGCAGAGAGUGUAUGGCAUGGAGUUCCAAUUCUGAGAUGGCCCCUUUAUGCAGAACAACAUGUCAAUGCGUUUCAAUUGGUGAAUGAUCUUGAGACAGCAGUAAAGCUGACAUUGGAUUACAGGAUGCGCAAAAGUGAUUAUCGUGAAAAUGUGAAGGCAGAGGACAUGGAGAAAUCUAUAAGAUGCAUAAUAGACAGCGAAAAUCCCAUGAGGAAGAGAGUCAAAGCUAUGGGAGAGAUUUGCAGGAAGGCGUUGAUGGAGAGUGGAUCUUCUUUCAAUUCUAUGGGACGAUUUUUUGAAACUAUUCUUGAUUCCUAGAAUUGAGAGGAGAAGAAUUUUACAUUCUGUACUCUUUAUGGUAGCAAAGUCUUGUUUUAUUUCAGUAUGUCACUGAAUCAAAUAACAGCUGUU
Lycium ferocissimum is the source of this 1059-nucleotide messenger RNA. RefSeq names its product UDP-glycosyltransferase 71K3-like. The transcript has 2 exons. Lineage: Eukaryota; Viridiplantae; Streptophyta; Magnoliopsida; Solanales; Solanaceae. The coding region runs from base 1 to 966 and encodes 321 amino acids. The record is from RefSeq and is a predicted model, not a curated record. Gene Ontology annotation, molecular function: UDP-glycosyltransferase activity.